ACAGAACACGCAGAAAACAAAACCAACAGCCGGCGAAGGAGGACGCGAAAUUUCCUGUCCACAGAGUUGGUUGAACGCCCAAGUAGGCUUUGCGUUGAAGGAAUCGGAAAAGUUCCGCCGGAAAAACCGCAGCGAUGAGUAGUCGCCGGAAACGGGAAAGCUCCCCCGUCAGCACCUCCCGAAAGAAGCGCACCCGCAUCCAAAGCAGCAGCGACAGUGAGGAGGUUGGUACGGAGUCGACCUCCGGCACCACGGCCGGGGUGUCCCAAACGGACUCGACCGAGCGGAUGGAGCGCGCCAUCAUCCACGACAUCGAGCAGAACAUCCGCAGCGGGAAGAUUCUGAAGAUCCAGCUGAAGAACUUUAUGUGCCACCGGAACAUGGUCGUGGAGUUCAACAAGCGGGCCAACCUGCUGGUGGGUAACAACGGCAGCGGGAAGAGUGCCGUGCUGGCGGCCCUGACCAUCGGGCUGGGCUGCUCGGCCAGCGCGACCAACCGGAGCAGCAGCUUGAAGCAACUCAUCAAGCACGGCGAGUCGCAGGCCACGAUCGAGAUCCACCUGGAGAACGACAGCGUGGAGGCGUACGAGCGGGACGUGUACGGGGACAAAAUCAUCGUGACGCGCACGAUCAGCGCUUCCGGCUCGAGCGCGUACAAGCUCAAGAGCGAAAGCGGCCAAGUCGUCACCACCAGCCGGGCCGAGCUGCAGAAGAUGAUUCUGUUCCUGAACAUCCAGGUGGACAAUCCGGUGUGCGUGCUGAACCAGGACCUGGCGCGCUCCUUUCUGAAGGACUCGGACGAGAAGAAGCAGUACACGUUGUUCCUGAAAGCCACCCAGGUGGAGGCGAUUAUGGCCAAGCUGAACGGAUGUACGCCCCAGUACGAGAACGCCAAGCACAAUCUGGAGUGCAACGAGCGGAGUUUGCGCUUUCUGGAGGGGGAGAUCACGAGGAUGAAGGAAAAGUACGAAAACUUGCAGUCGGUGGAAAAGCUGAAGGAGAAGAUGAAGGACGCGCAGCACAAGCUGGGCUGGCGCGUUGUCUCGGACAAGACAGCCGAAUGCAGCACGGUGGAGCAACAGCUUGGCGAGAAGUUGGACGUGCUGAAGGAACAAAAUGAUGCCAUCCAGAACCGGUCCAAGAUCGAGGCGGAAAUCGAGACUAACAUCAAACGCCAUCUGUGCGACAUUGAGGCGAAGAAGGUCGUCUACGGGGAGGUCAAGGAGAAGUACGUGCAGGCACGUCGGAUUGGCCAGCAGCUGCAGGAACAGCUGGGCGAAAAGAAGCGCCAGAUGCAGAAGGUCAAGGAGCGGGUGACGCGCCAAACCGACGACAUCAACAGCUUGGAGACCGACAUGCAGGAGCGCAGUGAGUCCGGAGUAAACCGGGUCGCGGACGAGAAGCGCCGCAACGAAGCGAUGCUGGCCGAGCUGGGUGGCAAGCGGGCCGACUUGGCGGCGAUGAUCGAGAACGCCAAGCGGGACGUGGACCUGCUGCACAACACGGUCAACCAGAUCGGGGACGUCAAGGAGGAGACGACGCACCGGCGCGUCGCGAAGCAGCACGAGAAGUGUGAGUUGAUCGUUGACCCUAAAAUGAGUCAGAGUCGUUCUGACCAGUUGUUUAUCCCUUUUUCAGCCCGCGCCGAAGCCCAGCUGCGGCAGUUCGAGACGUCCUCGCGGGACAACCUGUCCGUGUUUGGCAACAACAUGCCGGCGUUUGUGGCGAAAAUCAAGGACAUGCACCAGCGGGGUAAGUUCAGCGAGUUGCCGCGCGGUCCGCUCGGCCAGUACGUGAAGGUCAAGGACAAAAAGUGGACCGCGAUGGUGGAGACCAUGAUCGGGCAGGGAAUGCUGUGCGCGUUCUACGUCAACUCGGACGCCGACCGGAACACGCUGAACCGGCUAAUUCAGAGCGAGUUUCCCGAGAUGCGCGGCCGGUCGAUCAUCACCAGUCGCUUCCACAAGCAGGUGUACGACGUUCGGGACGGAUCUGUGGAGGAGGUCGGAGGCGCUCAUUCGCUCAUGAGGCUGAUCACCGUCAGCGAUCCGGUCGUGAUGAACUGUCUGAUUGAUCAGGUGAAAAUUGAAACAAUUCUCGCCGUCGAAGAUCAAAAUCUGGCCAUCGAACUGACCAGCCAAUCAGAGAACGUUCCGCGCAACCUGCAAAAGGUGGUCGUGAUGGAACCGUUUUCCGAGUUCUACCCUAUGCCCAACUACAGAAGCUACGGGUUGGCAAAGAAACCCGCCCGUUAUCUCCAGGUGAACAUGGGCGAGCUAAAGAAAGAAACGCAGCGGCUGUUGGAGCGAUUGGAGCACGAGUUGCGACAGCUCAACCAGAAGAUCGAGCAAGAAACGCGCGAGCACGGCGAGAAACAGCGCGCCCUGCAGGAAAAGCAGAAGCAGCUCUCCAAGCAGCAGAUCGAGCUCAACGGGUUGGAGUUGAAAAUAAACCAACUCAAAGCGAUCGAAUAUCCGGCCGAACUGGAAGACGUCACGCUACAGAACGAACUGGCCGAACUGAAGGCGUCCCAAGCGCAGCUGAAGCAGGAGCUGGAACAGGAGAACGAAAAAAUCCAAACGUUCAUGAGCGAAAUCCAAGCCCAAGAGCGCAACAUCCAGGAGAAGAAGGACAACAUGGGCGUCAUCGAGCGGGAGAUUCAACAACUCCAGGACAAAAUCGACGAGGAGCAGCAGAAAAAGCACGACAUGCAGGCGAACGCCAAGACGAAGCACCAGCAGCUGAGUCGGCUGCAGGAAGAGCUGAAGGCCCUGCAGGCGAACCGGAACGCCGUCAAGCAAUCGCUGGAGGUCGCCCGCCAGGAGGCCCAAGAGCGGGGCGAACGCGUAGAGGUGACCGAGACGCAGGAACAGCUGCGCAAGCUGAUGCUGGUCACCGAGAAGCGAAUCAAACACAUCAACUCCGCCAACGACGACAUCGACGACGUCAAAGCCGUCCUGGACAGCAAGCUGAUCAAGCGGGACGGUACGCUGCGCUACACGGAAUCGCUGAAGCGCGUCAUGCGACUGCUGCAGAACUCGCGCUCAGCCCGGUACGCGUACCUGUCCAAGCUCAAGUCGCACAUGUCACUCCGUGUCAAGCACAAGUUCAACACCGUGAUGGAGCUGCGCGGCUUUGUCGGGGAAAUCCUGGUCGAUCCGAAGAACUGCACGCUGGCGCUGUCGGUUGUGCCCCGGGACAAGAACGUCUCGAACGCGGUCUCCAACACCAAGUCGCUGUCCGGGGGCGAGCGGUCCUACUCGACGGUGGCGUUCCUCAUCUCGCUGUGGUCCUGCGUGGACACGCCGUUCUACUUUCUGGACGAGUACGACGUGUUUACCGACCAGGUCAACCGGCACAUGAUGACGAUGCUGCUGCUGAACGAAACGAAGAAGAAAGCGGACCGCCAGUUUUGCUUCCUGACGCCGCAGGACAUGAGCAACAUCCAGGCGCACGAGCAUCUCACCAUUCAUCGAAUGGCCGAUCCGGAGCGGUGCUGAGACGAAAGACUGGCAGAUCUGGCUUAGUUGUAGUAUUUGACCAAUGAAAACCACGAACUGUGUUAUUGUUGAACUUUCUGUUAGACUGUUGUUUCUUUUUCCAUUGAAUUAUUUCUUCCAAGCAGGAACGUUGAAAUGUUCUACAAAUAAAUAAAUUUGACUAUUUCAAAUGA
This is a messenger RNA of Culex pipiens pallens (northern house mosquito), 3673 nucleotides long. It is a transcript of the gene SMC6, whose product is annotated as structural maintenance of chromosomes protein 6. Gene Ontology annotation, molecular function: damaged DNA binding; single-stranded DNA binding. Lineage: Eukaryota; Metazoa; Arthropoda; Insecta; Diptera; Culicidae. Gene Ontology annotation, biological process: double-strand break repair via homologous recombination. The transcript has 7 exons. The record is from RefSeq and is a predicted model, not a curated record. Gene Ontology annotation, cellular component: site of double-strand break; Smc5-Smc6 complex; nucleus. The coding region runs from base 135 to 3500 and encodes 1121 amino acids.